AUGGAGAACUUGGAAACUGGCUUGUCUGCUGGGGAGCAACGCAUCUUUUUUAUCGCAAUGACUUGUACCACCGAUGGCUUAGCCGGCAUCAAGGUCAAUUAUGAUCUGCUUGCUGAGAAGGCUGGCCUCAAAAAUGCCGCCUGUGCUUCCGUCCUUUACGGCAAAGCCAGGCGCAAGUUGCUGGAAGCCACUCGGGGGGCAGGGUCUACUUCGACUCCCAACGCCAAUGGCACGGAUCCCACUACGCCAGCAAAGGCAAACAAAGUCACCAAACGUACCCCAAAAUCAUCCUCUCGCGGGAAGAACGCGGCCACCAAAGCCGCUAUCGCCGCAGCCACUCUUGAAGUCGAGGAGACUCCCACUAAGGCCCGAAAAAUCAAGAACGAGACCCAUUACGAUGUGGACAUGACUGGCAUGAUGCGCGCUGACGUGGGGUUCAAACAGGAGAAGGGUAACGGCGGCUUCGCACGCAUUAAAUCUGAGUUUGCCAAUGGUCUCGCCAAUGAGAUGAUUGAAGGCACGUCCUAUCCCCGCUCUGAGCUCGAAUGGUCUUUUUUUGAGCAGUCAUUGUGGCAUGUCGAGACUUACAAAAGUGAAAGUGAAGACGGGUCCGACACAACCUGA
Messenger RNA from Blastomyces dermatitidis ER-3, 624 nucleotides. RefSeq lists its product as uncharacterized. NCBI's taxonomy places the organism in Eukaryota, Fungi, Ascomycota, Eurotiomycetes, Onygenales, Ajellomycetaceae. The record is from RefSeq and is a predicted model, not a curated record. The transcript is spliced from 3 exons. Bases 1 to 624 code for a protein of 207 amino acids.